Molecule: messenger RNA, 9696 nt
Organism: Xyrichtys novacula (pearly razorfish)
Lineage: Eukaryota; Metazoa; Chordata; Actinopteri; Labriformes; Labridae
Source: the annotation of a GenBank genome assembly
GGUGCAUCAUCAUUAUUGGUCCCCGGCAGCUCACUUCCGUUGCGGCUUUUUUUAUUUGCAUCCUUUUAUUUUUGCAGUAAGUAAUUUUUUUUUUAUUGCAUCGCCACUCUUUGUGUCAUUAACUUCCGUUGUGUUUUUUUUUAUCUGCACCGUUUCUUUUUUUAUUUGCAGUGGGUUUCGGUUUCUUUUUCUUUUUCUUUUUUUUGCAUUACCACUUUUUUGUGUCAUUUACUUCCAUUCAGUUUUUUUUAUUUAUUUAAUCUGCGCUGUUUCUGUUUUUAUUUGCAGCGUUUUUUUGUGUUUUUUUUGUAUCAGUAACUUAUGUUGUGGUUUCUUCCUUUUGCAUUCUUUUUUAUUUGCAGCGGUGUUUUUUUUAUUAUUUUAUUUGCAGCAGUGGCGGUUCUCGGCCACCGUACAAAAGUAUAGGGGUAAAUAGACACGAAGUGCACAGAGAUAUAAUUUGAUUUUUUUGUCCAAUUGACAAUCGUAGGCUACAGUAUUUUUCAUAUGCAAGGACUGGUGUACCGUCUGCCUCUGGUCUAGCGUGAUGCCAGUUAAGUUUAUCACGAGAGUGGGUUAUUUGGGCUAAAUCACGGCUCGUGGCAUAGGAGGGAUUAUCUGCAAAAUGCCCGCGCCUGAUGACAGAUGGCAAAAGACCCACUGUGUCAAACAACAUAGAUUGGGGUCAGUGCUGGAUAAUGUGCGUUUCCUUCCUCCUCCACUUUGUUUAUGUAGCCACACGCAUGGAGGAGGCCAGAGCAACGUGGCACAUGCAGGCCCUUUUCAGGAGGCACCAGCACUGGCACACCUGGCUCUUCUGUCUGAUGGUCCAACAUCAAGCUCCAGCUUGUUCAAAUUGGAGAUUGAUGCGUAAUUAAUGGCCUGAAUGCGCCAAUUCAUCGGUCUCACUUCGUCUGCGUUUGAACACUGGGUGAAAAAGAAUGGAAAUACAUCUGGGCUUGUCCAGGGCAUGGCACAACCCGUGCCUUUCUUGAAUCCCUGUAAUUCCCCUUUUUUGCAUACGACUCGAACCACAGUGCGCGCACUUGCUGCUCGUGGCCGCGCCCAGGUUUUUUGCUUUGCAUCUCGUCAAAACAAAGCGGGGGCGAGCUAGAGAGCGAGCAAGCACACGGCGCUGCAUGCUCCAUGAAUGAGUCCCCCUCCACCGCAUCGCAGGUCGGACCUUACAGCCGCCUGCACCCUGAUGCCCGCGUGGGUGCGCAGACUGGCGAGGAACACUAGAGGAGCCAGCCGUGAAUGAUUCCGGACAGCAAACACAUCCAGCCAGUGCUACAUGACCGAUUCAUCCCUUCAGGAGCAACACAGGAUACGGCACGGUGAGUGGAGGCUACAGUGGGCGGGCAGAGGCGCAUGACAUACGGCAACUUUGUGGCCAUUAUGAUCCAGUUCUUCUCCAUAGGUGGACUUUGUGAUGCGUGUCCACAUCUCUGUGCGUGAUCAUGAGACACGUUGUUUACAAUGCUUCAUUCUCGCCUCCACACAGGUAAAAAAAAUAGAGAAACCUCCACGUACGCACGACUGGCUUAUACAUUCCUCCCUCUAGGACAAACGUGGACUCUAGACUGCAUGUCUGGUCGAUUGAUUGUUCAUCUUGUACCGAUUAAACAUGUGACCGUGAAGCUGCGUAUCAAUAGGCCAGAAAAGCAACAGAGAGUAAUAGAAAUUAAAGUGGCAUCGAUCUGACUGUAGUCGCCCCUGGGAGACAAGGAGGAGGAGGAGGAGGAGGAGGAGGGGUGAUCAAAAGCAGUUGUGCCCGGGCUGGCGUGGCUUGGCAUGACCAACCGUCUGUGUGUGUGGCGUGCGUCUGUGCCUCAGACUGAGGUGUGAUCUUACUGCGGUGUAAGUGCAGGUCAGUCCUUCUGAAAACACAUAUGCUUUCAGUGGAAGAUAGGGGAGCUUCUAGUGUGUCUUUGUCUGAGGAGUGACAGCCCAGACUGUUGUUCUCCCCUCUGACCAGGGGAUGGUGCUUUACUAUGUACAGUAUGUUUCAAUGGGGGGAGACACCCAAACAGACUAUAAUACUCAAAGAAAUACUCCAUCAUGGCUUCCCUGCUUUUACUGGAAAAGCUCACACUCCCUUACUGUAGCUGUAGGCCUACAUGUACUAACACGUAUUUCCCCAUUUGUUCUCUGAUGCAAUGUGUGAGUGGAUCACUUCUGCUUGCAAAACACUCCUUCUUUUGGUUGAAAUAACAGUCAGUGACAGAGAAAGGAAACAGAAAGCACUCAGUUUUUUUUUACCCCUCCUUUGAGAAGGUCAUGAAUCUGUGUCUUGAUGAUCUUAUAGUGGCUCUUUUACUGUAAGUUAGACAGUAAUCUGUAUUUGUCAUGUAUGUGUCAGAGCCUCAGACAUUCUUCACUGAUGCCUCACCCAUAUGAUCUCUCCUGUGCUUCAUCUGCUUCUGAUGACCUGUUCGCUUUCAAUCAAGCCUUAAUAACCAUUCCUCCUUAUUUGGCUGUUUUAUGUUUCAGAUGCUUGACGGACUUCGGCGGAGGCACGCCUCUCGGCCCUCCUCCAGACCCUCCUCCCGCCCCUUGUCACUCAACUUCAGCACCUUUUCAGCCCCUCCCCCGAGCCCAGACAUGGACACCAGCAGUGAGCAUCCAAUCAGGAGGUAAAGGCUCAGUUCCUGAGAUUAAAAUUUCACAACAUACAGCAUCCUGGAAAAUGCAUGAAAUAUAAAUGAGGGUUCAUGAAAAUCCCACCAGCUCUCCUCCCCGAGGAUUUCAAUUAGCUGCUUAGCUUUGCUUUGCAGCAUGUGUUGACCAAAUGAUAAUGAUCUCCUGGUGGGAUGUUUGCUUGACCCAUUUCCUCAUGUCUUACCAAGUCAUUAAUUUGUACAUUUGCUUUCCAUGUUUUUUUUCAUGUCUGCGUGUACCUCGGUUUGGCAGGGUUGUUGUUUACUCUCUGCGCUGUUAGACUGUGUGGCUUCAAAAUCAUUCUUCCAUCUUCAUCUCAGUUAGCUCUGCCCCUGAACCCCUACAGAAUAGCUCUAUGAUGAGAAUGAAAUAUACAUGUAUGUACUUGUAUGUAUAUAAGACACAUAGUUCAACAAGUUUAAUAUUUACAGGACUUUAAAACAUCCAAAACACAUUAAAUUUGACCACUUACUUCCACUUCCAUUCUAUUGUCUGAAAAGUAGAUGUUAAGCAGCAGCCUGUUACAGCUGGCCUCGCACUGUUGUUUAAGGUAACACAGUCAAAUCAUAUUCAUAUUUCUACAGUCAAUGCCAUUUAUUAGAGAGCAGGUUAGCCAAUGGAUGAUGUACAAAACUAACUUUUUCACCAUUACUCAACAGCAGAUUCACGUGAUUGUGAUUUAUUUUCUAGACCACAGGCAUUGACCAGAUGUACCUUUUAAUCAGUCUAACUUAAUGCCUAUUUUUACCUUUUGGUAAAUACUGAAGUGUAAAAGGCAGGUGUUGUGAUGGUGAGGGUGUUUUAUUUUGCAGACUUCAGUACCUCCCUGGAGUCUCCGCUUAUUCUCUGGUAGUUUAAAGUCAAACGAAGAAACAGUCCAAUACAUAGGCCAGUGUUUAACCUCUCUACAGGACAUGGUAGCUGUUUCAUGUCUACAGUCUUUAUACAGAGCUAAACCUGAUGUCUGUAACUUUGUCUUUGGUAUGUUUAGAGUGGCAUGAAUCCUUUAAUUUUCCUGCUGCACUGAAGUAAAUAAGAGUUUAUCCCUGUAUUAGAUAUUUGACCUUCACCUCUUAAUAUUCAGUGACCUGACUUUGUUGUGUCAGUCAUUACAAAAUAUGCUGUGCAGCCAAACCGUUGCUCAAAUUCAUGAUGUUUAUAUAUAUAUAUAUUUGUAGAUAACUGUGAUUUGCAAAGAUACCAAACAUACCAAUUUGAAUUUGGAUGAAAGUGUUCACAGUCAUCAGCAGGUCUGCAGAAUUUCCACAAAUGUAUGAUUAUUCAAAUAAUUGUUUUUAAUUUUCGCUGAAUGGAAACAUCUAAGUUUUUAAUCAAUAGCUCUUUAAGCUGACCGGAAAUAUUUGUGUAACUCUACCCGAUUUACUCCCCCAGAUUUUAAGCUGUUCAAGUGCUCAUUAAACAGGAAGAAAGUGGCUGUUUGAACUCUCAAAUAUCAAUAUAACUGAGAUCCAGUUUCAAUCUGCCGUCUUUACUUUUGUCAUCCUGCACCAGCUGUGCUGAAUAUGGGAGAGCAGGAAAACCUUUUUCAUUGUCCUGCAUUGUGUCACUGCUUCCUAUCCCUGUUGUUGUCAAUAAGCUGGAGGACUUCCUCCUCCAACAUCUCUCUGUACAGUGACAAGCACAACAAAGACCCCACUGCUUUAGUCUGCUCAUUCUGCAGUUCUGUGGCAUCUGUGCUUUGCAUAAAUAUUUGUUUGCAUCAAUGGUGGUAUUGUGCUGAAAGACAGGCAGAGAAUAGAGGAAGAAUAUGCUCCCAUCAGUGUUUGCGCUAUUGUUUUCUGCUUUUUCUGAGACCUGGGCCACCUCUCGGCUUGGCUCCACCCAUCCUGCUCUUAACAGGCUGCCCCUUUUUCACCAUGCAUCAUUCUGUCCUACUUCUCUCAUCCUCUGUCACUGGCCGCUCUUUGUGUUGUCAUUGUACUUUUCUCCCCUCUGCGUAUUCUCUCAGAAUCACUCUGCUUAUGUUCCUCUCUUUCCCUCCGGCUAUCUCCUCGUGUUUCUUCUCUGUGUCACUGUAUGUCAGCUCGUAGCUCGACCUUCUUUCUCUCCUGUCCUGUACUAAGUGCACACUCUGUUUCCCCCUCAUGAGAACUCUGCACCGGCUGAAGCUGAUGAGCUCCCCCAGCCUCAGUGAGCUGGGGAAAAGUGAAAAAAGUUCACCAGAGGACAGAGGGGAGAAGCAGAAGAGGGCAGGAGCAAACGCCACCUGGAACAGGUAACACUUCAACAUGGAUGGAUGCAAUUAGAUGCUUUAAUACAUUUUACUGAUAACCCAGAGCUGUUUGUGUGUGUGUGUCUUUGUUGUAGCAUCCAUAAUGCUGUGAUAGCAGUCUUCCAGAAGAAGGGUCUGGCAGAUAAUGAACUCUACGUCCUCAAUGAAGGCGUCCGGUAGGUUCAGAGACAGCAGUGAAAACAUCCAAACAGCACAGAGAGAAAACCUUAUUUCAGUCUGUUGAUGUCAUUUUGAGCUGUAAUACGUAUAAUUACUGUUUGUCCUGCAUUUGCUGGACUUGUGAAUGAGUUUGUUUGUGUGUACUGUACUGUACUGUACUGUAUGUGGGCCUGGGGAGUCAUGUGGUCCUGCCAGAUAUCUCAUUAUCUGCCUAAACCAGACUCAUCGCUUUCAUCACACCAGCCUCCGUUGUAGCCAAGGAGGAAUAUUUAGAUGUACAGAAAAGCUAAAUCAAGACGAGACUGACUCACCUCUCUCAAACUAAAACUCACGAUGCAUGAAAAAUGUAAAAAAUUGUUGAAAACUGUCUUCCUGAUGAUUUCUUACUCUUUUUAUGGCUGAUUAAGUGAUAUAUUUGUUUCUUCAGGCAUCUGUUGAAGACUGAGCUUGGGUCCUUUUUCACAGAGUACCUUCAGGUAGCAGACUUGGGUUUGGGGUUACAGUAUGGGGUUUCAUACCACUUUGUAGUGGUUCAGUCUCAGCAUAUUAUACUCAAACAUAUAUUUUCACUGUUUCACAGAAUCAGCUGCUGACAAAAGGCAUGGUCAUCCUUAGGGACAAAAUCCGAUUCUAUGAAGGUAUGAUCGAUUGCAUUAAUGAUAGCAGACCAUAAGACAUGGAUGCUAUAGAAUAUACAGCAAUACAUUUUAUUCCCAUGUGACGGAUGCAGGUCAGAAGUUGCUGGACUCUCUGGCAGAGACCUGGGACUUCUUUUUCUGUGACGUCCUCUCAAUGCUGCAGGCCAUCUUUCAUCCAGUUCAGGUACAAAACAGUCUAAUAAGUGCUCUGGUUUGAAGACAGACCAACUAUACAGCUCUCUCUAUAUAUAGUAUAUAAUGAUGAUUGUCCUUCAUUUCUGCUUUUUUUUUUCCUGUGUCCUUGUUACGCAGGGAAAGGAACCCUCUGUCAGACAGCUAGCUUUGCUCCAUUUCAGAAACACCAUCGUUCUGAGUGUGAAGUUAGAGGACGCACUAUCCCGACCUCGAGCCCGCGUGCCCCCCUCUGUUACUCAAAUGCUGCUAAUUCUACAGGUAGGACUGCAGCUCCUGAGGGAAACUUGACAACUUCUUUAUAUUACAGUCGCUGUUUAGGAAGCAUAUUAUGGUAGUUUGUGACAAAGAAGAAUAAACAUUUAUCACAGGUGAUUAGAAUAACAUGCUGUUUUGUUAACCUUUAAUUAGCUUUAAUAAAGAGCUCUGUUUCAAAACAUAAAUACGCAUACAAUACAUUACUAAGUCCUAAAAUAUCUCCUAAAAAGCUCAGAUAAAAUUUGUUAAAAAAAAAAAAAAACAGUUCAUCUUGUCAGAUCGAUUGACUGCUUUUAUUAUUGAGCAAUUUGACGUCUUGUUUUUUUAUGAUUGACCUGUUCUCAAUAAAUGCAAAAUUCAGUUACAAUAAAAUUAAAGCUACUAUGAGGAGUUUUUUGAUGUUUGUGAAAUAGACUGAAUUUCAUAUUGAUGCCCUUUCAUGACCUCCAAAAGCAAACAAGAUCAUCAGGGGCAAGAUUGAUGAUUUGUAUGUAGCAAUUUUUAAUACCAGUGUGAGGGGGUAGUUGUCAGCCAAACAGCUGAAAAAAAAGCCUGCUCUUCCAAUUUCCACAUAAGAUAUACUUAAUAAAUGAUAUGUUUAACCAUCAAAAGUCAGCAGGAUGGCACUUUUUCUAAUCAAAACACACUACUUUUAGAGUUCAAUCUGAUCAGGGACUGUUUUGUCCACAGGGGGCGCCAAAGUUGACACAAACUAAAGGUUUUUCACUAUAACUUUCAAAAUAAAAAUUUUAGAUUAGUUUAUGAAGCAUAGUUUGAACAAGCUUACAGAGUCUUUUUCAGAUAAAACCAGUAAACCUCACAGUCGUCACACAAUGAGAAGGAAAACAACAUUAGGAAAGUCUGUACCAACUUAUCUCAAGCAAUCUCCUCAAAUUAUGUUUUAGUUUACACUUAUUUUGAAAGUUUCUGGAUAUUUAGUCUUUAGUUUGUUUUUGGUAGUUUUUAGUCAUAUUUAAUGGAAACAUCAGUUCACACAAAUGCUCUCAACUCAAAAAUCAAUAAAAAUAGAAAUUAGAAUAGAAAAUGUGUUUGUUUGUAUAAAUAACUUAACCCAUGAAUCAGUCAUUGGAUGAAUCAACCCACGCAUGACUGGAUUUUCCUCUCUGUGUUCAGGGCGUCCAUGAGUCACGUGGUGUGAACGAGGAGUACCUGAGGCUUGAGUCUCUGGUUCAGAAGGUGGUCUCACCCUACCUGGGUACUCACGGGCUUUACUCUGGAGAUGGUGCUGAGGCCAAUUGCUGUGUCCUGGGUAAGACAAUGUGGGGAUUAAAAUACCAAAAACAAGAGCAGUAGUGGAGUGUGUCUGAGGCACCAUGCGAAUGAACCAAUCAAUCACGUCUUUCCCUCUCAUUUUUAGAGAAGUGUUUGCCGUGGGGCUGGCCAAAGUCUGCAGAUCAACCGUCUAAGAACCCAGUGGUACGAUCAAAAAGCUACAACAUCCCUCUUCUACUGACCCCGGUGGCAGAAUAUGACCCAGAUGCCAGCUCUGUGGGUAGUGGAGGAAUUAGGCGCCACUCAGCCUGUGAGAUCAUAUCAUGCCUGGAAGAACAAGGACUGGCCUACAGUGACCUGGCCUCAGGAUCUGAACUGUCUGGCCCCUCCUCCAACAGGCUGUGUGUGGCCUCACAGUUCAAUGGUAUGACACAGAUUAGAAUGCUUAUUCCCAUAGUCAUUAUUUAAAAAGAACAAUCUGUGAUUUUUCAAAUACCUUCUGAUUCACAGGUAUCCUACAAGCGGGUUCAAGCGCUUUGGACUUGCCUCUCUCCUCUCCGUCCAUCCUUCCCCUUCACUCUUCAGGAGCUCUGCACGGCACUGAGGCCACAACAACAAUGACUGAUCUCAGUAUGGGUGCAUCCUCCACACCGCCCAGUGAAUCAUCCAGCCCCGAAACCAUAAUUGGACAAGUGCUGGAGUCUGCAGACUCAGACUCUGAUGGGAUAUUUAUUGAUUUCCCUCCUCACUCCUCAGAGGCUCUGGGGUACAGCCGCGAGGGCAGACAGAGCACUGUGUAGCUGUGGUUGCCUUGAAAGUACCCACAGCGUGUGCAUUAAUAAUCUGUUAUUACAGAUUUAACAAAGCUACAUUUCAUUAAAUGGGUACCAUAUUUUUUUCUCUCUCUAUAGUACAAUUCUUUUCCAUGUCGUUUCCAUCUCAAAGUGCUUUCAACGAAGGAGUAAAGCCUCUCAAGCCUUUGUCCAGCAAAAUACAAAAACAAAUCAGAGGACUGAAUGUUUCAACAGGUUUCCAUUUAUAGGUUUUACUUCGUCUGAGUUUUUUUUUUAAUCCUGAGCUUUCAAAGAUUUUACCCAAACAAGUCACAUAAGGUUCUUAAGGGAUCUGAAGUCUGAUGACAUUUAAAGAUUUUCUUGUUGAUAUAAAUCCCAUGAAAAAAAACACACACAAAUUAACAGGAAUUUCAUUGUACUAGUUUAUCUCUAGCCAGAACCUGCCGACUAUUUCAUUGUUUGACUUUUUUUUUUAAAUCUAAAACUAAAAUCACAACAGUGAGCAUUGUGCCAAAUGUUUAAAUUGGCAGCUGUAAUUGUAUCCAACAAGAACAUGAAAAUUACCACACAUGGUUCUAUGAGAUAUUGUGGGCCUUUCUAAAUAUGAAGAUAUUUCUAAAGACAGAUUUUAAGAUCAAAUUCAGGGAUGUUUGAUCUCUUGUGUCACAGAGUUUUUCCUGGAGUUGGAAUAAUCUCCGCUUUCUGGGAAUUUAAAAACAAUUAACUUCAUGCUUUAUUAAUUUCAUGCUUUACAUGGUGAGGGUUUAUGUUGUUUUUUGACUGAAGUUUUGAUAAAGGAAAAAUAACCUUAACUGAGGUUUAUUCAGAGAGUCAGUUUCACACAUCUAAUGGAGAAAUGGAGUUAGAACCGACAUUUAAACAAAUGAAACAAAAGAAAGUUGCUUUCUUCCAGGUCUGUUUUAUAUUCAUGUAUUUUGGUCCCCACAACAGUUUUCUAUUUUCUGUUUAGGCUUUGUUGUUUGCCUUUCAGCAGUAAGACAGAAAUGAGGUCUGUUCUCACUUUUGUGAGACAUCUUAUGAAAUUGUGGGCUCAAGUGUUGUUUUCAUUGCCAGGGGCAAUCAUAGAGAACUAAUGCAAAACUCUUAGAACAAACUUCAGUGUGACAGCAUUUGCUUUCCUGCAUUAGCUCUGUACAGCAGGUGUCAGAGAGGUAUGAUGAUAUUAAUUGUUUACAUUUGACUAAGACAUGACCAUUUUGGCUGAAUGUCGUCUUACACACUGUACUUUGCACCACCACUACAUUGUAAAUAAAAGUGCAUUGUUGUUUUUUAGGACAGCUUGAUAGUUUAAAGUGAGCUUCUACCUUUAAAUGAAUUAAGAUUUUACUAAGGGCUUUUUAACUGAAUCUUUUUCAAACAAUGUUUUACCUCAAGUGUUUUGUACUUUACUUUUUUUGACAAUCUAUGAUGUCUAUGGAGUUGUACUUUGUAUUAAUUUGUUACACUAGCCCAGUAAAAAAAUAAAUACAUUUGAAUUGUACUGACA